Molecule: messenger RNA, 4469 nt
Organism: Clupea harengus (Atlantic herring)
Lineage: Eukaryota; Metazoa; Chordata; Actinopteri; Clupeiformes; Clupeidae
Product: nesprin-3-like
Biological process (GO): nuclear migration
Cellular component (GO): cytoplasm; nuclear outer membrane; meiotic nuclear membrane microtubule tethering complex
Molecular function (GO): actin filament binding
Source: RefSeq, a predicted model, not a curated record
GUUGUCUGGGCGAAGUCCUGUGCCAAACCAUACCACGGGUUCUGUUCGUGAGAGGGAGUGCUCAACUAUGUUUGUGUCGUGCUUUGGCUGAGCACGUUACACGAGAACCAAUAGUAAUACCCCAAACUCGGAUUAUAGUUUAAGUAAUAGUUUAUGAUCCUCCCUCCAUCCAAACCAGCCACACCCAGCACCAUGACUCACCUGGAGCAGGUGGAGUUUGAUCAGAGACUGGACAGCGCUGCCUCCUGGAUACAGGUGGUCCGGGAGAGACUCAGACAAAAUGACAACACACAAGGACCUAGAGAGGAUUUGGAGGCCCGGGUUCGAGCAACAGAGGAAAUCUGUGUGUCUAAGGAAGAGGGCAGGAUGAAGGUGGAUUUGGUCGUAGUGGCUGCAGAGUCCUUGCUGAGGACCUGCAGCGAAGAGGACAGGGUCCAUAUUCACACCAAGCUAAGGGAGCUCAAAACACUAUGGGAGGAGACGUCUACGUACAUCACACACUGCCACAGUCGCGUGGAGUGGGUGUGGCUCCAUUGGGGGGAGUACCUGAAGGCCUACGAGGGGCUCUGGGCUUGGCUGCUCAGGGUGCGGAUGGCCCUGGCCCCCGAGCUGGAGCUGCAGCUGGGCCUGCAGGAGAAGCUCUGGCAGCUGGAGCACCACCGGGUGCUGUUGGAGGACGCCCAGCACCAUGCCUCCCACCUGGAGAGACUGAUGGAGGAGGCCGAGGGCCUCCACGUCAGGACGGAGGAUGAGAGUGUGGGCCCCGAGGCACGGAAGGACUUAGAGAGUGCUUACAACAAGAUGCUGCAGCAGGCCAAGAAAAGAGUGUCUUCGCUGGAGAGGAUUGUCGAAGAGCAGAGGGCCUAUGACAAUCUAGUUGAAGACUUCAGAUCGUGGCUGGUAUCCCAAACCCAGAAAGUGAACCAGAGUUUAGAUGCCAAGGGCCCACCAGAGAUCAAGCUCAAAACACUCCAGGAGCUCUAUGACACUGUGAGUAGCAGAGAAGAGGCCUUGUGUCACAUCGAGUUUGUGGCCAUUGGGGUAAAGAACGGCUCCUCUCCAGGGGGGGCGGAGCGGAUCACCCAGGAGACAGAGGCCCUGCGCGGGGUGUGGGAGAGCCUGAAGGAGCGGCUCGUGGCGGAGCAGGAAGCCUUGAGAGAGCUGCAGCAGUCCCAGGAAGCCCGGGUCUCACUCUCCGGGCAGCUGGAGAGAGAAGUCACCCGACUCCGCACUCUAGUUCAGAAGUUUGGCCGAGAGCUGGAGGAUGGAGAGGAGGGUUCGCUGGCUGCAUGGAGGAAGUCUGCUGAUAUCCUCAGUGCCAUGGCAACCGAGGAGCCCUGUGUGGAACAGCUGAAGGUGGAGCUGAAGAAACUAUUCCGAUAUCCCCACGAUGCCACUUCCCUGUCUGACCGAGUCCUGGCCUGCAUGAAAGAGUUUCAGGGGGUUAAAAGCCGGGCGUUCAGACUGUGUGCAGAGAGGGAAGCUGGUUUCACCAAGUGUCUACGGGAACUACUACAGGACCACAGCUGUUGGAGUCAGAUGGCCAAAAAGAUGUUGGAAGUGCCUUUGGAGCCGCCUGACUCCAAGAAUAUCACCCUCGUGCUGGGAAACGUGGAGAAGUUGUUGCAGCAUAGGCACCAUUUGCAAGAAAGGCAGAGGCAUCUGCCACUGGAUGAGGACUCAUUAAACAUUGUGUAUGGACCGGAGAAAGCCCACGAUCUCCUGAAAGACCUCGACGUUGCGUUUAGGACGAGAGAAGAUCUGUACGAAAGACUGCAACCGAGGAAAACCCAGCUGCAGGGGAUGUUGUCUAAUGUGGAUCAGUUUGACAAGGGAUAUGAAUCGAUCUUGAAACAUCUAGACAGUCUCCGAGAGAGACUAACAUCUGUUGCCACGUUGCAGCCUGACUUAGAAGCCAAAAGGACUCAGAGUGACCAGUUAAAGGCAAUUGUAGCAGAGUUGGAGGCCACCCAGGCUGAUUUAACAUCCUUAGAAGCGCUGGCUGCAGACAACCACGGCUACAUGAAAAGAUUCAACUUGCUGUAUGCCGAGUGGAAAAAUCUGCUCAGUCGUGCUAAGGUGAAACUGAAUGAGAACACUCAGAAUGUAGCGGAGCAUGAAGAGUUUAGCCGGAGCCUGCUGGAUCUAGAGGGCUGGCUGAAGGCAACGCAGGAGAAAAUGGCCGCUUGUGGUGGAGUGUCUGGGCAAGGAAAUGGAGACGGCGUCAGUACUGACAUAGAGCCAGGAGAGCUUCUGGAGAGAGAGAUGCAGUUCCACCAGACUGAGGCCCAGGGACAGCGAGUGAUGGCCAGGACGGGUAAGGAGGGCCAGGGGCAAAUCCUGCAGGCUUUACAAAGGCUGAGAGAGUACUGGAACGUAAUAUACACUCUCCACACUCAGCCUCAAAGUCACCCACGGCUGACAGAGAGGGAUGGCAAACCCUCAGCGACUGCAUCGUCAAGAGUUAAAUCCAAACAAAUGGCUGAGCGUGUGGAGGAUACUCGUAGAGGCUUGCCCAGUUUGAAGCAGUGCGAUUCAGGUCCACGUCUUGGAUAUGAAAAAGAGGGAGGGAACACUGUGCGUAUGUUAGCCACACCAGCCAUGGAUGAAUACCCAGGUGGCAUCCAAGAGUUGGAUGGUCAAGGUUUCCGUUGGCAACAUACGGCCAGCGGAAGUGGUGGAGUAAACCAGCAGCGGCUUGAGGGUGUAGAUGUUUCAGGUGUGCUCCCUUUAGUGGACAGUAGUAGAAGUACUCUGAGGCAUAGGAUGAACCCCAGAGGAGAGACUGAGGGAUUGACAUCAACUACCACAAUGUCCUUAGACGCACAACUGGUGUCAGAUACAGCGGGCUCUGUGAAGGGUUCUGGGCAUGCUCAGAGUGGUGGAAAUCCCUGUAAACACAGAGAGGCCUUUGAGGCUUGGCUGAAAAGGGGGAAUGCUGAACUCUCGAAGAUCUCAAGUUACAAGGGGCCUCUAAGUCCAAAAGAACGCCAGACCCAGCAACAGAAGCUUCUGGAACUUCGCGCUGACCUGACGAGAGGUCAUGACUUGUUCCAGAGAAUGACCUCUGCUGGGAUUGAAGGUCAGGCUCUAGAAGAGCUAAGGUAUCACUGGAUGCUUUACAAGACCAAAUUACAAGAUUUUGGAAACCUGCAGACACAACCAGAGCUCAAGGACAAACUAGCACCUAAGCAGACCGCACUUGAAGCCAGAAAACCCCAGAAGAGUGGCGGCUUCCUGCAGCGCGUGUGCUGUGUGGCCCUGCCCCUCCAGCUGCUGCUCCUGUCCCUGCUCCUGCUGGCCUUCCUCCUGCCCCUCACGGAGGAGAGCGCCAGCUGCUCCCUCGUCAACAACUUCGCCCGCUCCUUCAAAGUCAUGCUGCGCCAUGACGGCCUGCCACCGACCUGAGAGACGCUCUGCCACCGACCUGAGGGGACGCUCCUCGGUCACAAAAGGAUGACUGUUCAUUUACAGACUUUGACGGUGCUCUUAUCCCUUAUCAGUGCUGCAGUCUAAUGGAUUUUUCUCAACUCGAUGAAGACAGUUACAGUGUUACAGUCUUUGUGAAAGACUAAUGUGACUGCACAGAACAUUAAAGCAGUAAUAUGCAGGGUUUUACUGCUCUGUGAGGUAACUUUAUUUGAAUCAUCCUCAAAUUCACCAAGCCCACUAGCCAGCCAGGUUAAUCACUAUGUAGUGGGUAGUAUUGUGACCCAGGUCCGAAACCCCUUGAAAAAGUAAGAGUAGCUUUUACAGCACGUUGUCACCAAAUACAAAGUCUUGCGUCUUUUAGAUACUUAGCUGACUAGUUUUAGACGAAAAGUCCUUACUGCUGCUUUAAGUAUCAAAAUGUAACAGAACAUUGUUACCCAGUACCUACUAAUAAGGAACAGUGUUUCUAAUAGUAGUCUACUAGUCACAUAUCAUAAUGUAGGCACAUACUUUUAUUAUACUUAUUAUUGACAUAAAACCUGUCAAAUAAGUCGGAGCAGUUCUGUUAACCACACCAAAAGUAAGAAAAUCCAAAGCUUCUUGAAGUCAUCUUCCGGUCUGGUUCCAUAUGUACUGACACUGUCUGCACACAUUGAUCUGUUGUAUAAAUACAGAAUUAUGUUUUUUUUUAUGUUACAUUGUAAUUAAUAGUAUAGUCAUAUAGUCAGACAGUGACGGGGUAAUACAAUGCAACCAAACUAAAUGACUGUACUUUUUCUCUCCAGAUUGGUUACUGAUAAAAGAAUAACGUUUGUUAUUUGUCUCUUUGCGCCAUUUAUAUACUGUAAGCUUUGAGCCAAAAAUAAAUAUGAAGUUUUGCUUUUGCUUCAAUUCAAAAAUGAGUUAUAACUUGUCAGAGUGCCUUUCAAAACUUCUUGCUGAUCUUUUCUAGGCAUCCAUUGCAUGACAAUGACAAUUCUGUCUCUGUCCCUACAAGUGUGGGAAUGUUUUAUAAAUAAAAUGUAUGUCAGAUUGCU